This is a messenger RNA of Oryza brachyantha (malo sina), 2949 nucleotides long. RefSeq names its product basic leucine zipper 23-like. The transcript has 2 exons. Gene Ontology annotation, molecular function: DNA-binding transcription factor activity, RNA polymerase II-specific; RNA polymerase II cis-regulatory region sequence-specific DNA binding. The coding region runs from base 1863 to 2537 and encodes 224 amino acids. Gene Ontology annotation, biological process: DNA-templated transcription; regulation of transcription by RNA polymerase II. Lineage: Eukaryota; Viridiplantae; Streptophyta; Magnoliopsida; Poales; Poaceae. The record is from RefSeq and is a predicted model, not a curated record.
GUGAGCUUCGGCUGUGUGCUGUUCGUCGGCUGCGGAUCCGGCUUCUCUGUAUGAGGAUGCGCCGGUGAUUCGGUGGAGGAAGAAGUCACCGGAGACAGAGAAGAACACACGAACUCGGAGCAUAUAGCACGGUAAGAGAUUCGAGUGAAAUCGCCUUAAAUAAACACUUGGCAGAAAGCAUAGCAAUUGUCUCAUUCAGAAGUUGGUAGCUUUUCUUGGAUUAUCGUCGGGACAAAAAGAUUCUUUUAUAUAUUCGAUAUUGCUACAUCUUUGUGAUGGCUGGCCUGUUGUUGAGGAAUAAUAUCAGAACCUGCAAGUAAUCUCAUGCGUUCCUAGUGCUUUGCUUAGCGCUAUAUUGCUAAUGCCACAUGAUUUGAUAUAUCUCUAAUUCAGCAGCACGCCAGCACUGCUGUUAUUGACGACAUACAAGAAAGACAUCAAUUAUUGCUCCAUCCUAAUCCAAACUGCAUAUAACAUUUAGUUUGGGUUCUUGGGCCGUGGGCAUUAUUACUGUGCCAGCAUGCCGCACCCCAACUGGUUGUUAUUGUCACAUGUCACUUUCAAUCUAGCUGUUUUUUGUGAUAUUAUUAAGGAGCCAUGUGGAUUCUAACAGUAUAAGUAACACAGAAGAGCCCAUUGGGAUCACGAGAUUCGUAACUAUCUUUUUUAUAACUGCUAACUAAACAGCUAAAAUAGUUCAUAUGACGUCAAGUUCUUACCGUUUUAGAAAUUUACCCCAUGCGUGCAUCCCUUGGACUCAAAUGUUAGUGAGACCUUCGGUGUAAUAUUUAAUUACCAAUGAUUUGAUUGGCAAAUUCUUUAAGAUAUUAUUAGUAGUGGGAGGUCGGCAUGGGUGUUUUGUUUUGUGUUUCUCUCUGUCCUUUGUAAGACUUUGGUAUGUGGCUUCUAGAAUUAAAUCCUAAACCCCCUUCUUUCUCUCUUGCUUAAUGAAAUGAUACACAGAUCGCCUGCGUAUUUGAAAAAAAAAACUGUUAGUAGUUGGUAGCAAGGAACUAGAGAAGAUAAAAGAAAUGCACAUAGCUUCGAAUUGUCAUUGGACCUGCUGUAUUCUUGUCCGAAAAUAUUCCCAUGAAUAGUCGCACACUUCAAAAAGAAUCAUAUUCUAAGAUAAUAAUUCUUUCAAGUGGCUGGAAUACUAGCUGAAUCCCAUCUUGCCAAAUGCUGCUCGUUGAAAUGAAUAGCAAAAGAAUCUCAACAUUAAAUCACUGUGUGGAAAGAAAUGCCCAUGAAUAGUCACAAGAACUAGGAUUCGCUGCCUUUCUAUCCUCUCCACUCCUCCAAUAACAUCACUUUCUAAUGCUUUCCUCCCUCUAUUUUUAUGGUUGCUGUACCUCUGAGAUAUCCAAAAUAAAAGAGUAGAGGAGGCAAGCAAACACUAACGAAGAUUGGUGGAGAGGAGACGGACUGAAAAGUGUAGCGAAAAGGCAAAGAAGGCUUCUUCUCUUGCGAGGUCUAUCCAUCAAUUCUAGACUGUUCUCCUCGUCAAUAUGAGAUCUUGAUGCGCUUCGGGAGUUCAGGAGUUUGGGAACUUUUGUCCUAAUUGCAGUCUUGUGAGGUCUUACCAUUUAGUGGUGAUAGUUGUCCAUAUGUUCAUGCUUCUGGCCAUCAUGGGAAUUUGGUACUUACAUGAUCUUUUGACUAUUAAAUCACUAAUCGAUAAUCUAGGGGUUACAUGAAUUUGUUUUAGUUUCAUUCUUGCUCAAAUAAGAUUGUGCUAAAUCAGUAAGCUUUUAUGGAACAAGGUCACCUAGUUCUUGAGUUGUUAAAGUGCUUUUGGCACUUUUCUUCAACUUGCCCAGUUAAACCAUAGGAGGAGAGUUUACUUGGCACAUUUUGUGACAAUGGACGAAGAGGUUCACCUUCCAAUUCCGAGCCACCUUCUGUUUUCACAUCCCGAGAUCUCCCAUGGCUUUGAUGAAAUCUUAAAGAACACAACUACGUGUACCCACUCACACACAUGCAAUCCACCGGGUCCAUCAGUUGCUAUGCAUACGCACACGUGCCUCCACACACACAUUCAAGUCUUAGCCUCUGGUGAAAAUAAUGUUGAAGAAGAUCUGAGAAAGACCCGCAAACCUCUGGGAAAUAGGGAAGCCGUGCGCAAGUACCGAGAGAAGAAGAAAGCGCAUGCAGCCUUCUUGGAGGAGGAAGUCAAGAAACUUCGCACCACGAAUCAGCAGCUCCUGAGGAGAUUGCAGGGGCAUAUAUCACUUGAGGCUGAGGUGGUGAGGUUAAGAGCCCUUUUGUUUGAUAUCCGAGGCAAGAUUGAUGCAGAGAUUGGCACUUUUCCAUUCCAGAAGCAGUGCAGUUUUGGUUCUGUUACUUGUACAGACCAUUCCCCACGCAUUAACACUGGCGCUGAGGUAGCAGUCCGGGAAGAAAGCUCUAGACCAACGAUUGUGGAUUGCGGGAUUGACGAAACCGGUAUUGUUUCCCAUGAACUUGAAAUUCCCGGAAUGGCGAAUACAGUGGAUGUCAUUCCAAGUUUUUUGAGUACUGCGUCAUUGACUGAAUGACACUAUCAAGUUCUUCAUAGCUAUUUUCCAGAUCCAUGCCAGGUCAGGUUGCUUGAUGUUGCAACCUUGCGGGUAUACCUGUCCCUUCUUAUAGCCUUCUCAAAUAAAAUGGUGGCUAUGAUAUGAGUAAAAGUUUGAAAGUAGUCUACCAAUGAAGAUGUUGCUGACUGUAAUUGUUGGUACUUAUGAUUUAUGAAGUGUCAUAUGUGCUGUAAUUGUAUGAUAGUAGUAUUAGAAGAGGCCAAUAGCCAGUAUGGGAAAAUGUGGUUUAGUUCUGCAGAAUACUGCAGGUGUGAAGAUGAGCUGGACUUUAUUCCUUCUGUUGGUUUCUCUUGCUAGACCUGUUUUCCUCCAGAUACUAAUACUAAUAUACCGCUGUUUAGGUAGCUGUUAUAACGAGACAAAAAUGUAU